Molecule: messenger RNA, 3145 nt
Organism: Dinoponera quadriceps
Lineage: Eukaryota; Metazoa; Arthropoda; Insecta; Hymenoptera; Formicidae
Gene: FIG4
Product: polyphosphoinositide phosphatase
Exons: 14
Coding region: 1-3063 (1020 amino acids)
Biological process (GO): phosphatidylinositol dephosphorylation
Cellular component (GO): intracellular membrane-bounded organelle
Molecular function (GO): phosphatidylinositol-3,5-bisphosphate 5-phosphatase activity
Source: RefSeq, a predicted model, not a curated record
AUGGAGGAGCAGGGCAAACCAACUGUGGUAUUUCAUCCGAUUAUUUCCUCCAUACAAAAAAUUGCACUGUACGAGACAAAAUCUCGAUUUUAUCUAAUGGGUUCGAACAAUACUUUAACGCGUUUUCGAGUUUUAAAGAUCGAUAGGAUGGAACCGAGAGAAUUGAUCGUAGUGGAUGACAAAAGUGAAUAUACCCAGGAUGAAAUAAAGGAUUUAGUCAACAUGAUAGACAUGGGUAAUCGAACGAGAACUGGACAACGCAACAGUACAGGCGGUGUUGCGCGUGUUGUAUCUGCUUUUGGAAUUGUUGGCAACAAUAGUAAAGAACCUGCACCCAGUACGAGUAGAUCAGAGGAGCAACAAGAAUCACAAAAGCCGCUGCACAAACCAACGCAAACUAAAUUUACCUGGAGGAACAUGUGGCAGAGAAAUACUUUUCCCAGGCUAGUGCCAGCUUUUGGUCUUCUUGGCUUCGUGCGUUUCCUGGAGGGCUAUUACAUCAUCCUGGUUACGAAACGUCGGCGAGUUGCGGUCGUUGGUCAUCACACGAUUUACAAAAUCGAGGACACCGCGAUGAUAUACAUACCGAACGACAUCAUACGGCUCUUCCAUCCGGACGAGCAGAGAUACGUAAAGAUGUUCCAAAGUAUCGAUCUCAGCAGUAACUUUUACUUCAGUUACUCGUACGACAUGUCGCAUACUUUUCAAAGUAACAUGUCACCACCGAGGCAUAUUAAAUCUGACGUCUCCACGCCGGCCGGCCGCAAGGAAUCUGACGAAUCGGAAGACUCGGAAGAUUUCUUUAACAUGUGGGCAUUCAGGAAAGAUUGGCAGGCCAGACGGGAAGACGAGAAAUAUGUGGAUUACGGUAUCCGUAGCAAUCCGCAUCGCCGCUUCGUGUGGAACUCUCACCUUCUGAGGCCCGUGGAAAAGGAUCUGCAUCCUGACUGGAUACUGUACAUAAUACACGGCUUCAUCGGUCAGUCGAACGUGAGCAUCUUCGGCAGAUCCAUGUACGUUACUAUUAUCGCAAGGAGAAGCAACAAGUACGCGGGCACGCGAUUUCUAAAACGCGGCGCAAAUUUCGACGGAGAUGUUGCCAACGAAGUGGAGACGGAACAGAUCGUUCACGAUUCUGCCGUGAGCUCAUUGAGCAAAGGACGCUUCAGCUCUUUCGUGCAGAUGCGCGGCUCGGUGCCCGCUCAUUGGAGUCAGGACGUUAGCAAAAUGGUGCCGAAGCCGACCAUAACUUGCGACCUGGCCGAUCCUUACGUAGAAACGGCAGGUGCACAUUUCAAUCAACUGUUGAGAAGAUACGGAUCACCGAUAAUCAUCUUAAAUCUGGUGAAGAAACGGGAGAAGAAGAAACACGAGAGCACGUUGAGCGAAGAGUUGAGCAUGGCUGUGAAGUAUUUGAAUCAGUUUCUACCUUUGGAACACCAUAUCCAGUAUAUAAGCUUCGACAUGGCCCGUAUGAGCAAGAGAAAAGAAGUGAACGUUAUGAGACGUUUAGCGAACAUCGCUUACAACGCGGUGUUAAAGACCGGUAUUUAUCAGUCGCACAAUCCGUAUUACAGUCAGAGGUAUCUGUUCUCGCCGCAGAACAAUAACACCAGGAAACUCCACAAGACAAAUUCGAGCUCGACUUUGUCGUCGAAUUUGUGCGACGCCAGAUAUUCCAUUAACAAGACUGAUUGUGGCAGGCGAACGAGUUCCGAUUCCAGCACAUACGUCAAUCGAACAAACGAAUGGAGUCAAGUCGAGAACAAAGUGAGAGAGUGUUUCGCCAGAAGGGGAACUUUGCAAACCGGAAUCAUUCGGACUAAUUGCGUAGACUGUUUAGAUCGCACCAACACGGCGCAGUUCGCGAUAGGGAAGUGCGCCUUGGGAUUCCAGUUGUGUGCGUUGGGUGUAUUGGAAUCUCCCAAGCUCGAGUUCGAUUCCGAUUGCGUGAGAAUGUUGGAAGAACUGUACGAGGACCACGGGGACACUCUAGCUUUGCAGUACGGUGGCUCGCAAUUGGUGCACAGAAUUAAAACGUACAGGAAAACUGCGCCGUGGACUAGUCAGGGUAACGAUAUCAUGCAAACUUUAAGCAGAUAUUACAGUAAUACGUUCAGUGACCAAGAAAAGCAGCAUACGAUUAAUUUGUUUCUGGGAUUGUUCGUACCGGAAGAAGGCAAGCCUCCGAUAUGGGAACUUUUAACGGAUUAUUACCUCCACCACCCACCCGCCUGUCGAUAUCUGCGUAAAACAAAGCUCCUGACGCAGUGGUGGGAUAAAAAUGUGUUGAAGUUUCUCCCUUACGCGCUCGACGAAGUAACCAAGUCUUGCUCGGAAAUGAUACAAGUGCAGAACUCAAUGGAAGAAAUGAUCGAUGUUUAUUACGACUAUCACAGGCCGUAUGAAUUGUCUUUGCUGUCUGAAGUAUAUGCGUAUAAAAUUAGUCACUCUGUCAGAGAUUUUAUGCCGCACUUCACCACCUGCUAUAGUCCAUUUGCCGUCCGUGUGCGUCCAGGCAGACGGAGAGAAGAAGCGGGUAGUAAAAACUUGAAUAUGAAAAAUCCAUCCAUGACCGGCCAGAGUAGUACGAGCAGUACAACGUCUAGUGCGAGUUCGAGCGAGGACUCUAGUUCGGAUGAAGAUGAAAGCCAUCAACAAAUGGACGAUUCCCAAUUAGUAGCUUCCAAGGACAGCUCGGAACUAAUGUCCUUCGAAUCUUUGUUUCCGUCUAUGAAAGAAGUUUACGGCACACAGCCGGAAUAUCCGAAGCGAAACGAUAUAAUUCUCUAUAAGAGAUUUGUCCUAAUAGGACGCAACGCAACGUAUUCCACCGAUCAUACUAAACUACGUUCGAAAUUGAUCCAGCAAACAUCCUUUCCCGAAUCUAUAGUCCCUGUGGUUGCGAUACCUAUUGUUAAAGAUGCGAGCAUUAGCAUAUAUGAGCAAUAUGUGAAAAGAGCUACAAAAGGUGGUUCUGUACCAAAUCCAAACGAUAUGAACCUAUACGAGACUUAUACUACUCAGCACAAACUGUUCAUGGAACGAGUAUGUUCCGGAUAAAUCAACAUUACCUCAAAUCUGUUUUAUAAACGGAAAUAGUGUAUGUAUAUUAGAUGUAUGAGAAAUAAAGCAUUUAAUAUCA